Messenger RNA from Cydia strobilella, 803 nucleotides. RefSeq lists its product as uncharacterized. Lineage: Eukaryota; Metazoa; Arthropoda; Insecta; Lepidoptera; Tortricidae. The coding region runs from base 154 to 777 and encodes 207 amino acids. The transcript is spliced from 5 exons. The record is from RefSeq and is a predicted model, not a curated record.
AAAUCAUGAAAGUGAAACACUGCAUCUUAUUAUAAUUAGUUUAUUACAAUUGUAAUAAAUUUGCAAUUCAGUACAUCAAUUUAUUCAGAGUACGUGAUCUCAAAAUCGAAUAACAAUUAUGUGAAUAGUUGAGACCAAAAUGGGCACAUAGAGAUGGGACCAAAAUUAUACCAUGUCAUAUUUUGGUUAGCUCUAAUGUAUACACCAAACUCAAGCGAAGAUCUGGACCGCGAGCUGCUACCAAGAGAACUGCCUAGAGGAUGGAAGGUCAAGACAAGCAGCACAGUCGAACCGCCAUCGCGGUGCAAGGAGAUCAAACCCACGCCUAGAGAUGUUGUCAGACGGAUCUGUGCCGUAUUGCCGUAUUUUGACCGCGAGCACCAAAAUAUUGCGCUCCUCCAACGAUACCGAGUCACAAUCAACAAGUUGUCGGAAAGCAUGGAUUUGGUAGACCGCGAGGUCGCUUUCUACGCAGCAGUGAUCACGCCUCUUGUGUUCCUGCAGCGCUAUAGGGACGCCAAAUGCUUGCUUGAAAGGUUCCAGCAGUCAUUGGAAGAGUUUGACACAUACCCUCCCUUCGAAAAAAGGAUUUCCCUGAAAAAUCUCCAGGGCCUACGCGAUCUCAGCAACAAGAUCCUGCUGUUCGUCAGCGGCCUGCCCGACAAGAGACCUCCGACCCGCACGCCGGCGCCCGAACUGCUGGACGACGAGGACAUAGGCCACAGCGACAAACAUGACGUCCGCUUUCUCAAGGAGUUAAUCAAAAACCUUGGAUAAAUAAAUGCUUUAUUUUACACAUAAAA